CGUCGCGCGUGUCCGAUAGACACGGUUUACGGUUAGUACGUAAAUAGUCCGUCACCGAGCCGCCUGUACCGGUAUGAUAACGUACCGUAUCUUAUCUGCACUGUGAAAUAAUAAAUUAUAUGCCAGCCGUGAAUCACGUGGAGUGACCGCUAUUGAUUUAAACGCGCGAGGUCAGGGUGCAUUAAAUAUUCCAUUAAAAUGAUACUGUGGACUAUAUUAGUCGGCUUCGUGUGUUUGAUGCUGGUGUACAAGGCGUUCCAGAAGCUGACGUGCGGAAUAUGCAGGUCCGGGGCUCACAUGUUCGGGAAGGUGGUGGUGAUCACCGGCGGCAACAGCGGCAUCGGUCUGGAGACGGCCAAGAACUUGGCCGAGCGCGGGGCCAAGGUCAUCAUAGCAUGUCGCAGCGUCCCCAGAGGGGAGGCAGCGAAGGAUGAAAUCAUCCGGGAGACCGGUAACAAGGAUGUUCACUGCAAACGCCUGGAUCUAGCGUCGUUCAAAUCUAUCCGUGAAUUCGUGGCCGACUUAGAAAAAACCGAGAAACGGCUCGACGUUCUUAUCAACAACGCCGGCGCCGGUGGCCUUGGUAACACAAAAACUGUCGACGGCAAUCACAUCGGCAUGCAAGUCAACUACUUCGGGCCGUUUCUGCUCACCAAGCUCUGUUUACCUCUGCUCAAGUCGUCGGCUCCCAGUAGAAUAAUCAAUGUUUCCUCUAUAAUGCACAAGUACGCGGAAAUGGACUUUGAAAACUUGAACAUGGAGAAGUACUGGAGCGACUACUUAGUGUACUCCAACAGCAAGCUCUACAUAAAUCUCAUGACCUUGGAACUGAGCAAGAGGUUGAGUGGCUCGGGGGUGACAGUGAACGCGCUACACCCCGGUGUGGCCAGCACCAAUCUUUUUAGAAACAUUAAGAACGGGCUCAUCCGAGGUAUAGUUAAUUUCGUCUUAGGUUUCUUGUAUCAGACCACGUGGGAAGCGUCACAGACUUCGAUCUACUUGGCCGUUUCUCCCGAGGUCAAGGACAUGAGUGGACUCUACUUCAGCGACUGUCGUGUGAAGCAGCCGUCCAAAAUUUCUAGGGACGAAAAAAUCGCUAGUCAACUAUGGGAGGAGACAGAAAAAAUAAUUUCUCGGUCAUUGAAGUUAUGAUGCCCUUUAGUGAUAUUCCUAAGUAAUGUAAAUAUGUGAUAUUUAAUGUUUACUAAACGAUUGUGUACAUAAACUAUUUACUGUGACGAUGCUGCUUACGGCUAAAAAUAGGCGCGGAAAAGAAUAGGAAAACGGUUUGUUUGUUUGUUUAAUAGAUAAGUGUCAAUGAACUUUGGAAUUUGAGACCUAGUUAUCUACAUAAUUGAAUCAACACGAAAUUACUUAUGCGCAAGGACUAUUACCACUACUAUGUAAGUUUUAUACUGUCGAUACAUAAUACAUAUUCUACUGAUUUAUGUAUCGA
Messenger RNA from Aricia agestis (brown argus), 1456 nucleotides. RefSeq names its product retinol dehydrogenase 13-like. Lineage: Eukaryota; Metazoa; Arthropoda; Insecta; Lepidoptera; Lycaenidae. Gene Ontology annotation, molecular function: oxidoreductase activity. The transcript has a single exon. Bases 199 to 1152 code for a protein of 317 amino acids. The record is from RefSeq and is a predicted model, not a curated record.